CAUUUGGGGAUUUGUUUUCCUCCUCACACUCUUCCAUUCUUUGGGGAGAAAAGAAGAAAAAAUCCAUGGCAGAUCCAAGCGUAGAGAUAGAGAAAUUAGAAAUAGAGGCCCUGAGAUGUGAGAAUAUGAAGCUGCAAAGGCAGGUGGAGGAAAGCCAACGUUACGAAGCAGAGUUAAUGGCGGAUUUAGAGAAGGUGAGGAUGAGAUUGUUAAUGACGGAAGAAGCGGAGGAGCGCCUCUGUUCACAGCUUGGGGAUUUGGAGGCAGAAUCUGUUCUUCAGGCGCAGGAUUACAAUCACCACAUCAAUUCUCUCAAACAGCAAUUGUCACAAAUGCAACAUCUUCUUGCACAAUUUCAACGCAAUUGCUCAUAAUGGCGGAUUUUGGUACCGAAUUUCUUUGUACGUGCAGAAUGGGAGUGAGAUCUGCAUGUGGUUAGUUCAUAUGUUUUGGUUGUACACUUUUAUUGGGCGUCUGAAUCUCUCCUGAGGACUGAUUAAGAAGAAUGGAUUUGUAAAUUUUGUAUUCUUAUUUCUGAUUGUCUUAUAUUUCCUUGUCAAUCAUAAAAAGUCAAACAAAUCAGUUGUUUGGUUUCUAUAGAUCAAUUGGUUGGUCUACAGCUGUUACAAAUUUUGAUCAAAUAAUCUGCUGUGUUUUUUUUUCAAACCUUACGUCUCUCAAG
Messenger RNA from Cryptomeria japonica (Japanese cedar), 682 nucleotides. Its product is annotated as protein RESPONSE TO LOW SULFUR 1. The record is from RefSeq and is a predicted model, not a curated record. Gene Ontology annotation, biological process: cellular oxidant detoxification. The transcript has a single exon. The coding region runs from base 66 to 374 and encodes 102 amino acids. NCBI's taxonomy places the organism in Eukaryota, Viridiplantae, Streptophyta, Pinopsida, Cupressales, Cupressaceae.